AGCUCUUAUUCAAAGAUGGCGGCCUCGUCUCCUUCAAUACCUCAACUUUUUACUGAACUAGAUCGAUUUGGAAAGGAUGGAAAUUUCGAAAAGGCCCAGAAAAUUGCUAAUAAAAGUAAGGGUAAUUUUUCUAGCCCACCAUAGAUUGUUUUCUCAUUCUUAUUGAUCCUACUCUUUGUUUUAUAGUUUUACAAGAAAAACCAGAUGAUAAGGAAGCAUUUCAUUGUAAAGUUGUGUCGCUGAUUCAUCAGUCUUGUUUUCGAGAAGCUGUGGAUGUCAUCAAUUCGGCGCCCAAAAAGGGGUGUGUACAUGUUUAGCCUUUUUUCAGUACUAUUUCAUAAAAAAGACGUAGUUUAAUGUACUAAUCUUUUUGAAAAUAAUUUAUAAGCUUAGUAAUAAACAUAAGCUUAUUUAAAUGCCACUGGCUAUUUGUACAGGACCCGUGCACCGAUUUGUAUUUGCUUAUUCAUACGGGAUUAAGUCUCCUCUUGAAAUCUGUAUGAAAUUUCUAAGUUUCUUGAACUUUCUGAGCUGCUCAACAAAUGUUCAUGAAAGUGUAAGUUUCCUCAAUUUUUAAGGAAAAAAAUCAGUGGCAAUUCUUAAGGAAAAAACUUCAGUGUGGCAAGAUUGAGAAUCGAACCCGGGACGUGGCAUCUGCAACCGACUACCUAAAUCACUAUACCAAUGAGCAUUCGCUACUAAGUAAGUCUUUGAUUUCAUCAUGUACAUAGCAACAACACUAACCCUAGAUAGAAGCUAACCAUUAUGAGUCAGUGAUAUGGUCAGUGCUUUACCCUAAUCAACAAAGUCAGAAUCCUAUAUGAGUCACAAAUGCAAGUUGGUGUACAGGCCCCAGACAAAUAGCCACUGGGUAUUUUAAAAAUUAAAAGUAUGUAAUAGAAAGUUAAGAAAACUUAAAACUUUAUGCACACAGUCAUCUACAUGUAUCUACGUACAAAUCCACCCCCUAACUGUGAGCAGGCUUUUAACCAGACAUUGAAAACUGGCCGUCCAGGAGACAUGUUUUCCCAUAAAAUUAUAAGAGAUUAAGUGAUUUUUCCUUGUAUUUCUUCCAUAAAUGAGUGUCCAUAGGAUGGCUGGACUCCCUUCUGGCUACAACCUUGACCACAAGGGACAUUUUGCAGGAGAGACAUCUAUACUUCAACAACAGAAAUUCCUUACUAAUAGCCUAAAAUCUGUCUGGAAUCUGGUCAGCAGCUUCAAUUGGUUAACAGAGUAGUUACAAAGUUUAAAUGUAAAGAGGAUGAAUUUAUGACAAAAAAGUCAAUAUUCUUGGAAUAUAUUACACCAACAGACUAGGAGAAACAUAAACUCAAAGCAAAUUUAUAUUUGGAACCCCAUGACUACCAAAUCAAUUAUGCAAUCAUUGAUUUACUUUAUCAGUCUGGUAUUUCUGUCAUUGACGUGUAGAGAUAUCUGAGGAUUGGGGAGAGAUGGCUAUAUUUGCGGGCUAACAGAUGCCUGUUUUAAUUUGACUUCGAGGGUUAUUACAAAAUUAAAUACAAGUAUCACUUUCAUGUUUAGCCCUGGUCAUAUGAUUGCAAGCAACCCAGGUUUCCCUCCUCCUUUGCUUGCGCAUACCAAUUUUCGUGUUUUCCUUCCACUUGAAUGCCUGUGACACAGGCAGAACUUUUGUCUUUCUCGGUAACAAUUGCAUGUUCAUGUUGCCGUUAAUUUUUGUGUAUCAGGUAAUUUCUGUUUUUCCUUUGUUUCAAAUCAUUAGCAUACAUCAUCAUACCCAAAAACAAAGGAAAAAAUAAAAAUUACCUGAGAUAAAAAAUUAACUACAACACAUACAACAAGGCUGGUUUCCAUAUAUGUGUAUCACACAGCCCAGACAAAAUUAGCCAGUAACCAGCAAAUUUAACUUCUAACAGUGGAUUAUUUGUCACCUACUCAACAACGAGAUUUAAUGAUACAACAAACUGAAUGCAGUUCAGGGAGAUUGCUAUCCACCAAGGCUGAUAACAGUCUCCAAGAAGUUAUUAGGGACCUCAAGAUCAGAUGACGGCAAUGGAGAAUGUCAAAAAAGACAGUGAUAGGUUUAAUAAGCAGAACAACAACUUUGCACGUGCAUCAUGCUUUUUAGUACAUUUCUUUACCAUUUUUGUACGACUACAACUUGAGAAUACCUAAUUUCAUGUUUUAUAGAGGGCAUAAAUAAGCAAUGCCAAAAAUAAUUUUCUUUCUCUUUCUUACUUUGGAUAAGGCUCUUAGGAAUUCAAAUCCAGGAGAGUUUGCAUACAUUCAACAAAGUAAGCAAGUUGGAAAAAUCACAAUGAAGAUUAAAACUGCGAACUCAGUUUUUAAGGGAAGUUUUACCUGCUAUCGCCAUUAUCUUAAGGUCCCUAAUUAUUUAUCUCACAGAUAUAAGUCUUGGAAUGAAACUGGUAUUUAUAUUAAGCAUCUUAAACAAAAGUCAUUAUUCAUCAACAGAGUAUAACUAGACACGAAAAACUUCAUUCUGGAGAUACUUAAAGUCUAUUGAUCUCUGUAAAAUUCAACCUUUUUUGUUUAUCUCUUAACAGGAUAAACAUUGAACUCCGCUUUGAGAAAGCUUACAGCCUUUAUCGCCUUAACAAAGCCCAGGAGGCUUUGAAUAUAUUGAAUGCUAUUGAUGAGCCUACACAGCAGGAGAAAGAACUCAAAGCACAAGUGGUAUGGAUGUUUUAAUUUUUUUAUAAAAAUGGUGAUUCCCUGAAAGGACACCUCUUGUAACUCUUACUUGCACAGUCAUAUAGAGAAUUUUUUCAUGAUGUUAAGCCACAUAUUGAUGUUCCAAAAAGAAUGACAUGCCAGCCAUGUUGGUGUUCCGAGCAAGUCUUGUGGUAGUUGAACUUUUUCAUAUAUAAACACUUUCAUUUGUUCUGGAAUGAAUUUGCAUUGAUGCUGGCCAUGUGAGUGAUUAAAAUAAAAUUUAGGUUAAUUUGUUUUAGUCUUGCUUGAUUCUCAAUGUCCUUUAUCUCCUACCUCUAGGUUAUGAAUACUUGGGGCUACCAAACAGUCAGCCCUAGGGUUUUAACCUGAAUUUAAUUUUAACCUGUAAAUCACAUUAUUAUGUACAACAUACAACACAAGAUGAUAAUUAUAAUCCAAAGGUCAUUGAUCAACCUUGUUCCCUGACUCCUCUUCUUCUCAUGGGCUCUUACUCACUCUGGGGGAUGAGGAGGAAAGGAACCUGGGAAUGAGAUGGGGUCACACCAGUACAAUGCAUGUGAUGCCUGAAAAUAUCAUGUUUCUUUUCUUCCCGAUAAAAUUUUACAUUUGCUUGUAACCAAUCUGCAUACUAUUAGGGUGUCCCUAUAGUGUAGCUCAGUCCACAAAAUUAUAGUUUUAUCGAAACCAUUUUCUUCUGUCUUCUCUCUUUUCUCUUUUUCUUUAUCUAUUUUUCAUAACAUUACUUAAAUUUUUUUUGAUUUUUUUUUGUUAUAGCUGCUAUCUAUUUCACCAAUCUGUGUUAUUUUACUUAACCUGAUUCCAAAUUAUCAAAUCACUAUGCUUGGAACUGUUGAGGGGCUAAGUUCAAUCCACAACAAAAUAAGUUCAAUCCACAACAAAAUAAUAAUAUCUCCAACAGUCUAUGAUCUGAAUUCUCUAGUUUGCUCAUUAAUUUAUCUCACAUGUUCUUUCUUGUUUUUAUUUUAGCUAUACCGACUUGAAGACUACAGGGCAUGUUUAGAAUUGUACAAGGACUUGAUAAAAAAUUCUCAGGUAAUUGCUGAAAAUUACCUUUUAUUUUUCUUUUCAAUACUUUGCUUCAUUUUAUCUUUGUAUAGCACUUGUUAUUGCGUGUUUCCAGCAGGGCUGUCACUAAAAUUUCAAGUUGCCAGGCGAGUAUAUACAAUCAGUAGAAGGGGAAAUGUCCAGCAAGGAAGUUCUUUUGGUUCCAUUUUCCAUUUUUUUCUUAUUAAAGUAGGCAGCCCCCAAGCUCAUAGCAGCCAGGGGAAAUUCCCUUUCCCCCGGCCCUUAGAGACAGCCUUUUUCCAGUGUGUUUGUCCUGUAUUCCCACAUAUGUUUAAGAUUUAGUUGAUAAUUUUUGGUUUGCAGGACGACUACGGCGAUGAAAGAGAAACUAACCUAGCUGCUGUUAUUUCUGCCGCCGCUCAGUGGGGUGGAUUGGAAAUGGUAAUAAACAAUGGACAUACAAAUGCAUACCAUUGAUUACUUUUAUUUGUCACUAAGCAACUUCUAGAUAGGAUUUUGAUAAGUCAUGUUAAAUAUUAUCUCUUGUAAAAUAGUCUCUUCACAUAAUGAAGUGUUUUAUCCGUGUCCUCAAAGUGUUUUUUGAGUGGAUUUGUUUAUUAUGCUCAAAUUUGAUGUCAGAAGCCCUGGUUGUUUAGCCUAACCCACAAUCAAUCCAAUAGUCUCAAUACCACUACAUCUACAGUGUAUACCCUCACACUUCAAGAUUUUUUCUUGUUUGCAGCGUGUUAAUUGAUUGUUUAUGUUUACUAGGAUGACCCAGGUUUGCGGGAAGAUACAUAUGAGCUGUGUUACAAUUCAGCCUGUCUUUCCUUGGGACAGAAUGAUGUAGAAGCUGCUGAAGUAAAAUUAAAGAAAGCAGAAGGUGUGAAAGACAAUUUCUGAAAAUUAUCUUCAGGCCAUUUUACUUUAUAGCAUAGUUUAGAAAAUAAGCCUUAAUUUAGAAGGGUCAGCUUCCCCGUGUAGGUGGUGUUUGGUUUCAUAGACAAAGUAAUGGCCACAGACAAAUCCUGGAUAGGACAGGAAUGCCCCAUAACGUUAACCCUGACCUUUUGCCAUUUAGUGAGUUACAGGGGCUGAUCCAAUCCAGUCCAAUCCUGGUUUUGUUGACACCUUGCACCAAUCACAUAUCGUGAUAUUAAAAGGGGAUCAGCAGUGCACUAUAAAAUUUACAUGUUUGUUGAUUUUCAAUUAAAUUAAUCAUUCUAUUAUUGCCCAAUUUGGUUAUUUGUAGAAACAUUUGCCAUAAGCCCUUAAACAAAGUUCUAAUUGAAAAAAGGGUUUGCUAGGCCCGUAACACUUUUUCCUGGAUUGGCUCCGUAAUUUUUACCCCCUUGACUGUGUUACUUGAUUCUCAAACACAAGAGUCUGAUGAAUUAUCAGUUUCCCAAAAGCGGUCAGCAAGUAGUUAACAAACAUCACGUUUCAUACAUGUAUUUUCUGAUUUCUGGUGAUUUCUUUGAAGUAGUGUAAAAACGUUUGUUUUCCUUUGUUUCAAAUCAAGGCAAUGAAUAUGAGACACAGACACAGAGACAGAAAUUUUGCAAAAUUAGAUUUUGAACCACCACUUAAAUGCUAACCUAGGUUAGAUAUUACAGAUCAUCCACAGGUCAGCCAUUUACAGUGUAUGUGACAAUGUAUGUCACCAUAUUAUCCUUUGAAAAUUACUGAUUCAUUAUUAUUAUUUAAACUUUUUUGUAUUUUUUAGAGUUGUGUGAGACAAGUCUUCAAGAUGACCCUGUAAGUUUUGUAAAUACAGUGUACCGGUAAUAAUAUUCACUGUUUUUAAGUGAAUUGUACCUUUGAAAAAUGUUGAUAAGAAAAAAAUAAUAAUUAAGUUAUCCUUUGGCUUAAAGCGAUUAAAAAAGGGUACAAACUUUUGACAACCUUUCUACAGUCUUCAGGAAGUAAAAAAAUGAAAAUUCAACAAAAAUUCUAAAAUACCCACAAUCUGAGUAUUGAAACUAUGUAUAGGUCAAUAAAUACCCUGAAACACACUGCAUAAAAUUAUCAAUAAAGUGUCCAUUGUAAAUUUUGUUCUAUAUGUGGAUAUUUGAUAGAAUUACUAGCACAUUAAUGCGAUGGUUGUAUUAUUAAUAAGAAAUUUGGUAAAUUGUUGUGAAAAAUUGAUAACUCUCCUCAUCUUGUUGGCCAACAACUGAAUAACAGUCAAUUGAGAGUAGAUUGCAGGCGUUGUUCUUCACAAUUUGCCAGAAAUUGAGGGCCAGUUAUUUAAAUGGAGUUUAGCCAGUGUUUAACAAAACCCCAUUCUAACUGAUUUGUUUGCUGAUUGAUUUGCUGUAAGCACCAUUUUUAUUGUAAAGAGUUACAUGAAAGCAUAUAUAUGGCGUAGACUAGAAAAGGAUUUUGUCUUCGUAAAAUGACCCACUAAGGAAGAGAUCUGAAGGUCCAAAGAUUUCCUAAACCAUAGUGUAUUAUAAAGAUAUACUUCGUUUUGAUAACUUCUUCAGGAUAUAGCAGAAGAAGAGAUAGAAGCUGAGAUGGGGGUUGUCAGGUUUGUUUUUCGUCUUUUUAUUCCAAAUCCCUUAUGGCUUGAAGUUUUGUUUUAGCCUAAGAAUGCAGUGUAGUUUUCUCUUAACUAUGGUACAUGCACAUAGUACUACAUGUAGAUCUAGAGGCACAACACCAGUAUACUGUUCUUACUUUAUAAAGUUGCACUUUGUUGUUUGAUUAUAAGUUUAGUAGCUGGUUAUAGUGGAUUGUAUCUAUGGUUUAGACACUUGGCCAAUGACUGUAGGAAAAAUAAUGAACCUAGAAAACAACGAACAUUGAAGACCAACUGUCUUCCUUAUAAAGCACAGCCCAGUCAUCAGAGUUAUGUUUCGUUCCAUUGCACUCUUUUACUUACAAUAUUGUUUAUGUCAUGUUAUCAGGACACAGCUAGCUUAUGCUUACCAAGUACAAGGAAAAAAUGAUGAAGCUCAGAAGCUCUACAAUCAAGUUCUCAAGUCAAAGUAUGGACAUCAUUCAUUCUUGAGUAUUUUCAUACCUAUAAUUUAAAUAUUGCAGCCAUCCAUAGCACUUCUCAGAACUCUUCUUUGAGUAGCAGUAGCUAUUACAUUAUUUUUUUGUUACUUUUCACUUGUGACAGACCAAAUGACCUUGCCUUAGCUGCUGUUGCAUCCAACAAUAUCAUCACACUGAACAAGGUUAGCUAUGUACAUGACAUUUUCAUAAGAAUGUUGUCAUCAACUCAGUUUCCAAUACUAAUAAUACCUCCAUGGGAAAUGACGAACCAUUGAUUUGUUGUUGUUGUUGUUGUUGUUUUUUUGGCGUGGGGGAUUGGAAACUCAUUUGAAAUUCAGUAUUAGGGCUAAGAGACAAAGAAAAUAUUGAGAAUCAGCCUGCUUAGGUUAAAAAAAUUUUAACAUGAAUUUAAUUUUGACCUGUAACAUAUAUAGUCAACCCUCGAUUAAAUCUCUCUAUGAAACAUUUGGAAGUGACCAAAGUCCAACUGAACAAGACAAAAAUUCCAAAUUUCAUCUUACAAAGUGCUGAAGCACAAUGAAAGUAGUGCCAAAGAAGUGAAAGAGUUUUUAUUUAAAUGGUCACAUCAUGGGAUUUCCCCCACAGACUCAAAAUUUAGAACCACCCAGGGGCAGAUCUAGCGGUGUAGGGGGUGCGACCCCCCCCCCCCCCACUACCUCUUAAGAUGAACUGCGGUUUAUUGUUCUUCUGCCCAAAAAAAGACUUUGUUUAUGGUUUAUUGGUUUUGAGGUAAGACAUGGGACGAGGUUGAAGAAUUUGGGUUAAACGCCGUAAAAGUGGUAGUUAAAAUGGUAGGUCUUUAGUGGUGUAACCCUCUUAAGAAAAAUCCUGGAUCCGCGCCUGCCACCGAACAAGAAUUCAUCAUUCCCUCUGAGAUCGAAAAGGUUAAGCCACAAACUUUGAGAAAGCAACCCAGAGACAUGUGGCUGGUUAACGAAGGCUGGAAGCGUAAUAGAAGGAUAACUGUAUUCAUCUUUCUCAUUUUCAUUACUAAGCUUAACAUUUACCACCUUUUUUCAAUGAAAUACGUUUUAGCCAGCAAACACACCAUUGUGCCAAAAAUGGAAAGUUUUUUUUUUGCUACAUCUUAGGACCGUGAUGUAUUUGACUCAAAGAAGAAAGUUAAGGCAACCACUGCUGAUGGUCUUGAACACAAACUGACGGCAGCUCAACAGAAAUCUUUACUGUUUAACAGAUGUCUUUUGUCCUUUUACUCGAAUCAGGUGAGAAAAAGUCUUCUUUGGUUUAAAAUUUGACCUCCCCAAUGCCGAUACGUCACCUUAGAACACGUCAGAAAGACAAUGAGUAAUUCUUGUAUUCUCUUCACCAGAGAGCCGUUCGACGUGCAAUAUAUCUUAAUGGCAUUAAUAAAGAAAUGUCCAUACAAAAGAACUAGGCAUUCUGUGUUGUUUCUUAUCUUUGGAAUGUAUAGAACAAUUUAUAUUUUAGAAGCAAGGUUUGUAUGAAGUAUGGAAAAACAUACAUGUAUAGACAGACAUUUCAUUAGUUUACAACUUCUUCAUGUGAAAGCCCUAUAGAAAGCGUUGCAAUCAACUUCAACUAAGUUGUAUGUUUUCUAAUAAAUCUUUCUCGAAUCUCAAUACCCUCAGUAUCCUCGCACCUUUUUAAAACUUAUCAUUUCAUCGGACCCCUGUAUGUCGCAUCUCUUUUGUUUAAGGGCUAAGUUUCAUUGUUAACUUUUUUGGUUCAUUGCUUUCCCAACCAAUCCUACAAGAUUUCAGCCGCAAGGCGUCUCCAUCCCCUUGUGGGGACUUAAAGAGGUUUUGUGUCCAAACGAACUAAUUUAAUCGGCAUCUGAGAUGUCUGUUUUAUAGAGGUAUCUGGUCUUCACCAGUAGCCUAUAAAUGGUUUGUCACGCAACGCGCCUUCCCACUGUGGAGAGAGGCAUUGCGUGACGAUUCUAGUGACAGCUGCAAAGGAGACUGAUUGAAAAAAUGUAAGAAGCGAAAUCAUGUUUACGUCUCUUUCUAAACAGCUUGAAGCUUGCCGUAACCUGAUAUCAACUCUUGAGGCAAAUUACGCUGACAGCGACUUUCCUUGCCUUAUGAAAGCUUCUCUUCUUCAUCGAGAGAAACACUCAGACAAAGCUGUGGAGCUGCUUAAGGUACAUGUACAAUAAACCCUGAAUAGAUACUUGUUAUCGUCAAAGAACGUUACAUGCUUACGGUACCAAACGCUUAACAGCCCUAAUCUCUCAACACUUACCUCAUUUGGGACAGAAACUCUGACUUCUUUUGAACUGCCACAUUAAUGUGGCUUUACAAAUGAAUGCCAUUAGAACGAUUAAUUAGUUAUAUAUACAUUCAUGAGAUUUCCAUGACACGUUUACUCUUACCCUCAAAGCAAAUCCAUUGGUUGUGCUCUUUUUAUACUCCCAUGGUUUUCCAAGGUUGGGGAUUCGCGUAAUGUAUAGUUAGCGGCACAUUUUAAGGACUUCCCUUGGAGAUCCUUUUAUGUUAAUAGCCCAAUUGAUUAUACUUCAUUUGUCUUAGCUUCCUGCAAAUUACCCUGGGUACUAGAGGUUUUCUCUCCCGUCCGUCGGGGAGCUUCGUUUCGUUGGCCGCAGGCCGCUACACGUGUUCGGCCGAAGGCCGAAGACACGAGCGGCGAAGCCGGAAACCAGAGACCGCGCAUGAAAAGCCUCUGACACCCAGGGUACCUGCAAAUCUGAUCGUUUGUUUUUUUCUUCUUGUUUUUUUUUUUUGCAGAAGUAUGCAGCCGAUCAUGAAGAUACUUCAAUGAGUGUUAAGCUUACACUGGUGCAGCUUUAUCUAGCACAAGGUUACUGGAGUUCUUUUUUCCCUAUUCUUCGUGGAGUAUUCUCCGGUCUCGGUUCUUUCACUAACUGUUUUAUAUAACAGUGGGCCAUCCAGUAUUUUUUUCCUACUUGUCUUGAAGUGUUGUUGUUUAUAAUUCAUGCAAAUUUGUGUUGUUUUGAGCAGUCACAGAGAUAUAGAAAUUAUCUGAAUCGUCUCUCAGUAAGGAAUGUCCUAGGUAUUUUGUUGGUAGUUAAUUAUUAACUCACUUUAACUCUGAAGAUGACUCAAUACCGCAAAGGUUAGACUACGAGCAGUUUCUCUUUUUUCUUGGUCCGUCGAGCAAAACGCCCGAGACACGUAAAUGACCACGCGCGUGACUGAAGGCGCGAGACGAGACGCCCUCGUUUCUCGCGUCUCGCGGCUUCUUCGCUCAACGUUCGCGCGCGCGUAGAUUCCUUUCACUAAAUCUGAAGAAAAAGAGAGACUGCUCGCAGUCUACACAAAGGUUUGUCGAAACUUCUGUCACUGUGUCAAUAACAGUGCUGUUCAGAAAAACGAUCAUCCUGAUGAUCAUGCUCUACCUGCUUACUGAUUAGAAAACUGCUCGGUCAAAUUGCGCUGAAUCAGUCUCUAUUACUCUUUGAUUCAUUCUGAAGUUGCGAUCUUUUGAACUCUCAGGAAACGUUCAGGAUGCUUGUACAAUGCUACGUUCAAUCAAAGACAUCGCUCACAAACCUGGAGUGGUAAGUCAUUACACUUUCUUUGUGUUCUCUCAAAUACGACAAAAUGCCAGCCUUUUAUUUCAAGACAAUCACAAAUGUUUAGAUGUUUAAAGAAGGGACGCGUAGGAGACAGUUCUCACCCAAAUAAAUAAUAAUGAACAGAAAGCUGGUUACAAGACCUUUGAACACAAUUUUUUACCUCAUGGUCAUUUGGUUUGAAAAACAAACAAGCAAGAGGAGAUUUAGUGUAAGAUGGUGAAAAAGACGCUAGGGUUUGCGCCCUGUUGAUCAUCUUGUUUCUUAUCGUGAUGGUUCUUAUCCAAUAAACCCACACAUAGAGUGUGUCAAGUUCAGCUGACUUGUUUUGUUCUUUUAUAACAAGGUAUCUUCUCUAGUGACAAUGUAUUCCCAUCUUGGUGACACCAACGCUGCUGUUACUGUCCUUGAUGAUGCUGUGGAGUUUGCGCAGAAGAACAAGGUAAGCAAGGAAGAAUAUUCCUGAGUAGUCCACCUAUCUCAGUCAUGGCAACCCUUACGAUUUUUUAUAAACGCUAAUGUAUGGAGGGAAAAGCCGUCUAAUCGUAGAGUGGGGCGAGGUAGAACACGCGAGAUACCCCAUUACACGCGGCCCUCUUCAGCGUACCUCUCGCGCGUGAUUCUUUGCAAUAUCGCCAAAGGCGGUCAUGGCUUGUGGACUAGAAUUCAAGAACGAGCAGCAGACCUUUUCGUACGUACUACAUGAAAGCUUUUUAUUUUCCAGCACACGAUGCGUCAAUCUGAAGUUCUCACACUAAUGAGGGAGAAUGUAGCGUACAAGUUACAUCAUGGCAAAGCGAAAGAAGCUGUAGAUAUGUUGGAGAAGUUACACAAGUAAGAACGACGUAAUUCUUUAUCAGUUGAGGUGUCACUGUUUUGAAACUACAGCUGGUUAAUUGACGGCCAUUCCAUUUACUAUCCAAACCCCACCCAACACCCCAAAGGUGAGACUUUCCGAGGUGGGCGGGGCUUCCAAUUUUUUUUCUGAAUGGGUUGCUGCGUCCGCGCCUUUGAUGUUUGGAAUAUUUCGAAAAGGUCUUUGCUUUAUGAAGCGGAAUAUGGACAAACGGGCUAUUUCUCAGGGGGCAGGUGACUGUGAUGGUAAUACAUUUUGGGGGGGUUGGGGUAAACGUUAAUUUACCUCUUCUGUAGCAGGUGGGAAUAUUAAAUAGAAUGGCCGUGAUAACGUUCAAUACAUACGUCUUGAGACCUUAUCCUCACCGUUCUUCAGGAAGAAACCUACGUCUUUGACUGGGCGUAACUAUUAACUUUUUUUGAAAAUAGAGUCUUUCACCGUUUACUUUUAUUUUAUUUUAUUUUAUUUUUUUUUUUUGCUUCAUUAAAGGGAAGAUCCAAGAGAUGUGAAGACAUUGGCUCAGCUCAUCAAGGCCUAUUCUCGAGUGAAUCCAAAGAAAGCAGAACAGUAUCCUAUUUUAUGAAUAUGAUGCGUCUGUUAGGAGUCUAACUUCAGAAAACAACCGACGUUUUUGCGACGCCACCACAGGUUUCCCUUCGUAAUGACGUCUGAUGAUGCGUCACUACCCUGCUUCUAAUUUUUCGUGCCUUAAGGGAACUUGUUCCCACCAAUAAGUGGCACUACCCAAAUCUGGGCAAGCCGUUGGUAUGGAAUUGCUGCGCUCGUUCCUCAGAUGUCAUUUCACCGGAAAACCAGAGAUGGUGUCGCGACAUGUCGGUUGUUUUCUUAGUCCAUAAGGGGCCUUUUAGUCUUGGUUUUAUUUCUAAACGUUGUAUUACUUUCUCACAUGAGGGAAUGAAAGAAAGCUAAAGCUCCUUAACCGCUGUUAUGAAACAGUUACAGUGAAAAGCUGACACCUCUGGACGCGAGUUCCACUGAUGCAGCGCUUGACGUUGAUAAGUUAGAGAUGUCCCACAAUGCCUUUGGGUCUCGGUAUGGUCGAUCCAGGGUUAAGCAGGAAGGCCGUGAUACAGAAAUGGAGGAACUGAGGUGGGUUUUGUGAAGACCGCAGACUCAGCUUUUAGACCGGUUAGCUAAUCUUCAAUAUCAUAAAAGAUUGAGUUUCAUGUUCCAAAACAAAGUAACAGUCGGAAAACACGAAUGUCUACAUUUCUGAUAAAUUAUGAUAGUGGCUUCACCGUGUUGCCAUGGGUGCAUUGAUAUUGAAAAAAACUGGUGCAAUCGAUUUCCUUAUUUGUUUGAAGCAUCGAGAGUAGCUAUGGUUACCGUUAAACGGGACGAGCCACCUUAAAAGAAGAGUGCUGGAAUCAAAUUAGGUUUUUGGCAAACUGCCCACCUACCCCUCCCCAAGCCAACAUUUGCACUUACUUCUCGCUUUGGGCAAAAGUUUGCUUAAGGGAGGGGUAGGUGGGCAGUUUCCCAGAAACCUAAAUUGUUUUAUAAUCAGUAAGAUGUUAACAGUGGUGCAACCUCGUUCCCAGGUUCUCUCUCUUGCUUCGAAGGGACGGGUAGAAGAGAACCCUGGGAACGAGGUUGAGAGUGGUAUUGUAAUAACAGUGUAAUAAGAUAUUUGUUUGGUGUAACAGGCAGGAUAUUAUCGUGAAAAGAAGAAAAAGAAAGCGAAAGAGAGGUAUGUACGCUACAUAAAGCCUCCUUCCUUACGAUCUGGUAAACGACCAGCGACAUGACUUAGUCACGUCUUAGACAUAUCCUUCAAUUAGCGUCGGCCUCCAAUCCGAUCCGAGAUCGUUAAAGCUUAUUGAAGUGUUUUUCUCAAGGAGAAAUGAACAAUGCGUUAAAGCUUAGCAACACAAAAUUAACUGUCGCAUUUUUGUGGAACAAAUGGUUCAUGCUACAGCUGUGCGUGUAUCGAGAUACGAAACACGCGAAGAGUUGGAAGGUUAGAAUCGUUGGUCGCUAAAAUAAAUAGGGGCAUUUAACUUACUGCGAUCGUUAGGAUGCGCAAAAAGAGCACGAAAACAUACUUCGGAAAACAGGGAAUGGUUACAGAAAAAGUUUCCAACCUAAUCGUUAUUUGCCCUAUAUAAUCGGGCCCGGGAUUCGCUUUGAAAAAGAGACUUAAGGUAACUCAGAAACGGACCUAUUGACUUGCGGAGUAAAGAGGAUCAAAUCUAUGAAAAUGUUCUCAUCUUUUCGUAGGAAAACUACCGAAAAACUACAAUUCCGAGGUUGAUCCGGACCCCGAGCGAUGGAUACCUAAAAGAGAAAGAACUUACUACAAGGGAAAAAGACAAAAGAAGGGCGCGUCUGUAGGUAGGUGACAGGUUGAGUGUAAUAGAGACUUUUAGAUUCGAGGACAAGGACGAGGAUGACUAGAAAGAUUAGAUUUCUAACAUUUGAUAACUCUUUAUUUAUUUAUUUGUUUGUUUGUUCGUUUGUUUUUUAGUCACUCACAUAACAAAACAAAAAGGUGUUACAAAAGGUGUUGAUUAAAAUUUAAGUUAAUGUGACAAGGAAGCCUAAAGAAGCUGGGAGCUUAUGUUAAAAGGCUUCCUUAGGCUAGAUUACUAAUUACUUACUAUCGUGCAGAGCGUACAGAAAACCUAAAACUUAAGCGACAGAACGACUAUCAAUAAGAUAAUUUUUCAGAUGUUUUAAAAAAACAAUUAUGGAAGAAGAGCUGGUUAGUGAAAUUGGCAACGAAUUCCUGAUUGAUGGUCCUCUAUAAAGGAUACCAAACUGCUUAAUAUUACUUCUGCAAAAAUGAGGUCUAUACAUUCUCCCUGCAACUCGUAGUAGAAUGAUGAAGGCCAUCGUGUUUUCGCGCCAAAAUGAUUCUGAUUCACGCGCGCGCUACUCGGUAUUGAGAAAAUCUCAUACUGAAGUCUUCCUCGUCGUAAAAUCUAAAGGUCCCUGAUAUUCAGUAACCUAAACCCGUACAUCAUGGACUCAAGUAUACAGUGUAUUUAUCAGGCUUCCUUGUAUUAUGGAGGUGCUGUUUGAACUUUUGUCAUGUCAGCGUUCGGUACGUUAGCAGUAUAGUACGUACCGGUUAUGCCCUCUUUCUUUCCUUGUAACUCCCUCUUCAAAAAAACGACCCCAUAUGUUGGUCGAGUUUGUGGUUGGUUUUCUUUUCUCCGAGCGGUUUUUCUCCAGGUACUCCGGUUUUCGCCUGCCCUUGAAAACCAACAUUUCCGGUAAAUUUCAACUCAAUCAGGAAUGGUACUAAUGUGGUUAAAGAACCACCAAAUGAUGAUAUGUCACCCUUAAAAGUCUUCAUUUGUUUAUUUAUUUAUUUUAUAUCUAGUUGGCCUUCGCCCUCAUAUUUAUGCAAUAACUUACGCACAGCGAAAUUCAGUACACCAGAACCGUUAACACCGCAGCGAGAUUGUUGAUCGAACUUAGAUUUCUAUGGUUACCCCCUACACUAGCUCCGUAAAUGCAAACCCCUUAAUAUGGACCACAAAGAGUCAUGUGCCUACUUUACAGAAGUGUCCGAAUAAUAAAGGUAGGUUUUUUGUGAAGCUGUCCUUUGGAACUGUCCGUCAUUGAGAGGUGUCCGUAUUAUAGAGGUGUCUAUAAGGACAGUUCGACUGACACUCCAAUCUUACUUGGUUGUCCUGAUACAGUCGUGACUGACGACGCUUUUCAGUAAGGGUGCUAAACCAAUGGCUCCCGUCUUUCUUUAAUAGUUUGUCCACCAAUUACGAUACGCUAACGUGUUUUAAGUUGCCUUAUCUUCCUUUUUACAGGUAAAGGAACGCAAGGUGCCGCUGCCCCCACAGAAUCGUAAGUUCUUCUUUCAAAGCCAAACCUUUUUAGAUAUAUUUUGUGGGGCUAAUAACAUUUUAAUGUACAUGACCACCUUCUGUCGGAGUUCAGACAAACGGCAUUGGAUUCUUUCCUCAUCUCUCCCUCAGAGUACUCAGAGGCUGCUUCUUAAUGCUAGUAUUGGAAAUAGUUCUCAAUGUUGGCACCGUAGGUAGAUAACCAGGUUUUGGUAUCAUCGCUCCCCCGAUAUUACAAAAUUUGACCAUCUCAAACUGAUCAACGAGCUUUAAUUUUUGCAAUCGUCGGGUGAUCCCUAAUCACAAUCCUUCUUGGCAUAAGAGUCAUACAUCUUUGGCUACAAAUUCGUGUGAAGAAUAUCUUCCGUGAAAGGUUUAAACCCAGGAGUCAUUCAAUAAGUGGGUUGAGUUUGAUCGUACUAGGACUGUUGUUGUUGACAGUGACUGACGUUUCGACAACCUAUGCGGUAGUCAUCUUCAGAGUCAAAGUAUGUUGUAUCACGUCAGUCGAUGGUAUUAAACUCUAGUUAUUGAUCUGAUUGGUCAAUUAAGUCGCGAAGUUAUUCGUCGUCUGUCAGUUAAGUAAAAAAACAUCUUCUAUUAACAAAUUUGCGGACACCUCGUCAUUACUUUUAUGUGACUGUCUACGAUUCUUAUUUUUCUAUUUCUUGUAGGUCAUCUAGUCCGAAAACACCCGGAAGUCCUAAACCCGCGUCUCCCCCGGGAACGCCAUCUUCAGGAGGUGCCGCCGCCAAUGUGGUGCCACCCAGACAACAGCAGCCCCAGGCAGCGAAGAAGAAACAGCGACCCAAGAAGAAGAAAGGGGGCUGGUGAAGUCAAAUGACUUGGUUAAUGUAUCAGGAAAAUAAAAUAGCAUUUAAUUUCUGGUCCCGUUUACAAGCAUGCAUUAUCUAUGUAUUUUUCUGAGUAGGGUACUUCUGUGAUCUCUACACCAAAAGUGGUUAACUGUCUACUUUGAAAAAAAAACUAUAAACAAC
Molecule: messenger RNA, 15954 nt
Organism: Porites evermanni
Lineage: Eukaryota; Metazoa; Cnidaria; Anthozoa; Scleractinia; Poritidae
Source: the annotation of a GenBank genome assembly